CAGAAUGGCAGAAUGGCAGAAAAACCCUGCUGCUGCUGCUGCAGACUCCUCUUCACCUCUGCUCGGAAAAUCCCUUCUCUGCACACUCUACUCUACAGAUUGUACUCUCCCAUUGUCUCCUCAAACCCUCUUUUCGCUUUCUUCUUCCGUUUCGCCUGAUGGUAUCUUGAUACUUCGUCUUCAGCUCCAAUCUUGCCACUUACCGGCGCCGUUCCUCGUGCCCAAAGCAGGACCGGUCUUCUAUUCUAUUUCCUCCCAUAGCUUCUAUUUACUAUGGAGAGUUCUGAUGACGAGAAGGAUGGAACUUACGGGAAAUAUGUUCCACGAGAACUGAGUCAUCAUAAUCUAGUAUCAAAUGGUGCAAAAUUUGUAGAUGAAGUACUCAAAGGCCAGAAUGAACUUUGCUUGGAAAAUUUCCGCAUGGACAAGCACAUAUUUUAUAAAUUGUGUGAUAUUUUGCAAGCCAAAGGCUUACUGCGUCACACAAACCGGAUUAAGAUUGAGGAGCAACUAGCCAUAUUCAUGUUUAUAAUUGGUCACAAUCUUAGGACACGAGCAGUUCAGGAGCUGUUCAGGUAUUCAGGAGAAACAAUAAGUCGCCAUUUUAACAAUGUAUUGAAUGCAAUUAUGGCAAUAUCAUUGGACUUCUUCCAGCCUCCAGGAUCCAACGUUCCAGCAGAAAUAUUAGAAGAUCCGAGAUUCUAUCCCUACUUUAAGGAUUGCGUGGGGGCAGUUGAUGGCAUACACAUUCCAGUGAUGGUUGGCGUUGACGAGCAAGGGCCUUUUCGAAAUAAAAAUGGUUUACUUUCUCAAAAUGUAUUAGCAGCAUGCUCAUUUGACCUCAUGUUCCAUUACGUUCUAGCAGGGUGGGAAGGAUCGGCAUCAGAUUUGCAAGUUCUGAACUCAGCACUUACGAGGCGAAACAAACUGCAUGUCCCUGAAGGUAAGUACUAUCUUGUGGACCAAAAGUAUAUGAACAUGCCUGGAUUCGUUGCCCCUUAUCAUGACGUCCCCUAUCAUUCAAAGGAUUUUCCUGGUGGUUAUCAUCCUCAAGAUGCCAAACAGCUGUUUAAUCUACGGCAUUCAUUGUUGCGAAAUGCUACCGACAGAACUUUUGGAGCUUUAAAGGCACGGUUCCCCAUAUUAUUAUCAGCUCCCCCUUACCCAUUACAGACACAAGUUAAGUUAGUCGUUGCAACUUGUGCAAUUCACAAUUACAUUCGGAGGGAGAAACCCGAUGAUUGGCUCUUUAGGCUGUACGAACAGGACCAUCUUCCUCAUAUGGAGGAUUCAUUGCCUCCAUUGGAGGCAGCACAGCUGGUGGGGACACACAUUGAGACUCCAACUGUGGACAUUGCUUUUGAGACAGAAGAACUAGAAAUUACUUCGCAGUUGCGGGAUGCUAUCGCAACUGAAUUGUGGAGUGACUAUAUUAAUGAUGUAUCACCCAUGUAAAUUAAAUGUAUGUGAUCAUAGCUUCGAAGUUAGGUUAGAUAAUCUUCAGGAACACAAAUGGGGUCUGAUUGGGAAGGUGUACAUUGGCAUUACUUUGUUCAUAUGAAAGGAAUAUAACAGUGGACAUUGUUUCUCA
Molecule: messenger RNA, 1591 nt
Organism: Momordica charantia (bitter melon)
Lineage: Eukaryota; Viridiplantae; Streptophyta; Magnoliopsida; Cucurbitales; Cucurbitaceae
Source: RefSeq, a predicted model, not a curated record